Molecule: messenger RNA, 1090 nt
Organism: Oryctolagus cuniculus (rabbit)
Lineage: Eukaryota; Metazoa; Chordata; Mammalia; Lagomorpha; Leporidae
Gene: TREM2
Product: triggering receptor expressed on myeloid cells 2
Cellular component (GO): cell surface
Molecular function (GO): signaling receptor activity
Source: RefSeq, a predicted model, not a curated record
AUUGCUCAACCCCCCGGAGCCCAGUUCCUGCGGGCAGCCAGCGCCUGACCCCUCUCUCCUGCAGUGCGAAGGGAGGAUCAGCUUCUGCAGCAGGCACCCUGCAGCUGCCCUGGGCUGGGAGGGCAUGGAGACUCUGCGGCUGCUGCUCCUGCUGUCCAUCACAGAGCUGUCCCGUGCCUACAACACCACCGUGUUCCAGGGCGUGGCGGGCCAGUCCCUGCGCGUGUCCUGCCCCUACGACUCCGCGACACACUGGGGGAGGCGCAAGGCCUGGUGCCGCCAGCUGGGCGAGGAGGGCCCGUGCGAGCGGGUGGUCAGCACACACAGCUGGUGGCUGCUGUCCUUCCUGAAGAGGCGGAACGGCAGCACAGCCAUCACCGAUGACGCCCUGGGGGGCACCCUCACCGUCACACUGCGCGACCUGCAAGCCCAAGACGCCGGCGUCUACCAGUGCCAGAGUCUCCAAGGCAGAGAGGCCAGCACCCUCCAGAAGAUCCUGGUGGAGGUGCUCACGGAGCCCCUGGAGCAUGAGCACGCCGGAGACUUCUGGGUGCCCGAGGAGUCUGGGAGCUUCGAGGAUCCCCCAGUAGAGCGCAGCAGCUCCAGGAGCCCAUCGGAAGGAGAGCCCUCUUUCCCACCCGCCUCCAUCCUUCUCCUGCUGGCCUGCACCUUCCUUGGCAAGCUUCUGGUGGCCAGUGCCCUCUGGGCUGCGGCCUGGCGUGGGUGGAAGCUGCGGACUCCUGUGGCCAGCGGGCUGGACUGCAGCCACCACGCAGGGCACCAGCUUCAGACCAUGACAGGGCUGAGGGACCUCUGAGAGAAGAGGACCCCAGACAGGAGGAGGAGCCUGCCAUAGUCCAGCCAGGGACCACCCAGCCUGCACACUCAGCCCUCAGCCACCGUGCCGCCUGGCCCUGCUCUGGCACGAGGCCACUCUGCUUGCACCCUGCUCCCCUGGGCCUGGCAGCAAGGACGUGUGUGUGUGUGUGUGUGUGUGUGUGUGUGUGUGUGUAUGGCGGGGGCAGGCUGGCUGUCUGGGUGUCUGCGCUCCGGGCAUUAAACACUCUCACAAACACACUCCAGACUGCGG